AUGAUAAAUUCCGGGUUCUUGAACGACGCAGAGAAGGCUUCAGACGACUUGGAGUCGUCUGAUGGCCAGCAGUGCGAGAUGCCAUGGAUAGAAUGGUACUGCAGCCUGAAGGGUAACCAGUUCUACGCACAGGUAGACCCUGAUUACAUCCGCGAUGAGUUCAACCUCGUCGGUCUGCAGCAGCAGGUUUCGUACUACAACCACGCGAUUCGCGUGAUCCUGGAUAACUAUGAUGAUUACGAUUACGAGUGCUACGACGAUAAUGAGGAUGAUUCUUUCGGCCCGCGUUCCGAGCGUGCGAAGCAGCAGAUCAUCAACACGUCGUCUCAGUUGCUCUACGGCCUGAUUCACAGCCGUUUCAUCCUAACGUCGAAAGGCAUGUCUCUGAUGCUGCAGAAGUUUAAAGAGAAGGUCUUUGGCACGUGUCCUAACUUCAGCUGCGAGAACGCAGCUGUCCUGCCCAUUGGCAUCGUGGACGCUCCCGCGUAUCACAACGCGAAGAUAUUUUGCCCUCGUUGCAAUGAAGUGUAUCACCCCCCUAAGAGCAGUCGACUCUCACUCAUCGACGGGGCGUACUUUGGGACCACUUUUGCACAUUUCUUUUUGAUGGUCCACGACCCCAUUGUGCCCCGCGGGCCGACCUACUACUACGUUCCUCAGAUUUACGGGUUCAAGGUCAGCACUUCUGUAAAGGACCAGAAAGACACUACUCAGCCUAAUAAGUCUUAG
Molecule: messenger RNA, 729 nt
Organism: Babesia ovata
Lineage: Eukaryota; Apicomplexa; Aconoidasida; Piroplasmida; Babesiidae
Product: Casein kinase II subunit
Exons: 4
Coding region: 1-729 (242 amino acids)
Cellular component (GO): cytoplasm; protein kinase CK2 complex
Molecular function (GO): protein kinase regulator activity
Source: RefSeq, a predicted model, not a curated record